AUUUCUCCCGCCGCGAUGAAGUCCGGUUCAGGAAUAGAACGGGAGGACCGCAUCCAGGAACCGGUUCACGGGCACAGGCAACGCCAGGACUCUGAUGGGGCCCCGAGCGCUGUGGCAGCCGACGGCGGCGCCGAUGCCUCCUCGCCGUCACCUCUCCCUGCAGCGCCCGUCGACCGACCCCAAGAACGUUUCCAUGAGCAGGCCGGAGGCGGGAGCCGCGGCACCCAUGGAUCGAGUUCCGCUGCGGCGUGGGUCGGGCCCGACGACAUUCCUUUUCUGGCACCUCCCGCUCCAAGAUCCGCGGGAAGCAGCCCAUCCGCCCCCUCCCCCGAUGGCGCCUCGGCAUUUGCAGCCGGGGCGUCAAGCUCCGCGACGGACAGGGGCAAGGGGGUAAAGUGGAGGCAUCCGGUGGUGGUGCCGAAGGAGGCGAGGCGGCCGUUCGACUCCAAGCUAGUGUUCGAACAGUUGGUACGAGAGCAGGCAGCUAUCAACGAGGCACAUAUACAAUGGGCAGAGAGAGAAGAGGAGGAGGAGAAGAAGAAGAAGAAACCGGUGGAACAGGUGAAAUCGUCGCACGCCAAGAAGGCGCUCUGGAGCAAGUUUAAAAACUAUUUCACCCGCAAGAGAAAGAUUGUUGAUAGAGAAGGAAGGAGAAUAUAUUCGGAACAUGUGGGUCACCAGACGAUUCCUAUCACUGAAGUCGGUAAUUAUUAUCGUGUUACUGAAGAUAUGGCUAUUCGUGUGAACCUUGAUGCCUAUUCGAGAUUUAGACUGGUGCAUGGAGAUGGGGAGUGUUUCUACAGGAGCUUCAUAUUUUCCUACCUUGAGCAAGUUCUUGAUAGGCAGGACACAUAUGAGGAACACCGUCUCCUUGAUGCUGUUAAAAGAGUGUCUACGCAACAUACAAAUCUUGGAUGGACCUCUGAGUUUUGCAGGAGCUACAAAGAGAUGCACAACUGCUCAACAGUAGUGGCAUGCCAUCAGAGUUUUACAUACUGUUGGCAUAAACUCGAAUUCGAAGUUUACUGUAAAGUUAACAACCCAAUUCCAAUGAACCUUAAGAGAAAUCUACUUGCAAAGGAACAAUGAGACAAUAUAAUGGGGAAGAAUAGAAUUGUAUCCUUGUUUCGUUUGAACAAAAACGAUGCACACAUGCUACUUAUGGUGUAGCCACCUUAUUGUUCUGUUACCAAACAUUUUCUUCCAUAACUACUAUGCUACAGUAUGUGCUUAAUGACUGAUGCUUUUCAGACGUGUUGUUCUGCGUUAUUUCAUAUCUUGCUAACUCAUUCGAGUAACCUAUGAUAUGUAACUAUUAUCAGAUGUGAACUAUUGGGUCGCUGAUUCUUUCAGGCAUUUAAGAAACUGAUAAAAAAAGUAAUGAGAUGGAAGAGACAAGGCAGGUGGAACAGCAUAGCAUCAACUAACAGGUACCGUAAAGAGAAACUUCUUGAGUUCUUCAGCACCUACGAUACAACGGAAGACAGUGACAAAACGCCCUUGAACUUAUCUUUCCUUCAGUUCAUUAUAAUUCAUGUUUCUGACAAAUUUUAUUCUUUAGUUCUUGUUUUCCUCAGAUUAGUAGUAGCUAUCCAGAUAUGCUCACACGCGUACGAGUAUGAACAGCUUAUUACUGGGCUCAACGAAAAUUACAGACUGAAAGAUUGGUGCUUUCGGCGUGUCACUCCAGCUCGUACGUUUACGGACCAUAUUAUGAUGACAGCCUUGGUCAGAGCGCUUGAGGUACCUCUCAAAUUGGAGCGACUCAAUGGGGGAGGAUCUGCCGAAGAUAAUAUCUACACUGGUCCUGGAGUUGUGAGUGUGACCUUGCUGUACACGGGUAAUCACUACGACAUCAUCUACCCACGCGCUCCUUCUGCUGAGAAUUGAAGUCAACAGGCCUCCCAUAAUGAGAGCUGAUUAGAGUUCAAGUUAACAGAUUCUGCUGUGUUGAAGUUGAGUUUGAGUGCUGCCUUUGAAUGAGAGCGUUGCUGGGUUUGGUGGUAGAGGGUUAGACAUAGACUGAUGUAAUAGGGGUAGGCAUAACAUACACUUGUGCAUUCUUCUUCUCCUAGCCCAAGCUGCUGGCGCCCGAUUGAUUGAUCAGAAGCUGCUCCCUUGUCUGAAAAGUGACAAGGAAGAAAAACUUGUGCUCUAAUAUUUUGUUUGAAUUGUUGGCUGGUACGCAGCGAAUCUUCUGUGAUCACAUUCGAGUUUCUUAAUUGUGCCCAUCUUUAACUGUCUA
This is a messenger RNA of Lolium perenne, 2245 nucleotides long. RefSeq lists its product as uncharacterized. Gene Ontology annotation, molecular function: cysteine-type deubiquitinase activity; ubiquitin binding. The record is from RefSeq and is a predicted model, not a curated record. Gene Ontology annotation, biological process: protein K48-linked deubiquitination. Lineage: Eukaryota; Viridiplantae; Streptophyta; Magnoliopsida; Poales; Poaceae. Gene Ontology annotation, cellular component: nucleus.